AUGUCAGAGCACGGUCCACCGGCAUGUGUCUGCCCCGCUGCAGCGGGUACGGUCAUGCGCGUAGACGCGAGUUGGCGAGACUACUGGCAGGUCAAAACUGACGGACGGAAGGAACGGUUGUUCAUCCGACCUCAUCCUCGAGCUGCACGAUCCGCCCCGCUGCAGCGGGUAUGGCUGGCGUCUUCCGGCCCUCGCCCAUCCGUCCGUCUCGCGCCACUUGAAUGGCACGCAGAUUCUCGUGAUGUGACGUCGACCAGCCGUUCGACUCGAAGAGGUGGUGUGGGAGCGUUUGGGAGCGUGAGCUCUGACGCGAUUGCACGGCGCAACGCGUCAUCGUCGAUACAAGAGAGCGAGCCGCAUUGUCCGGAGGGCGAGGUCCGCGUUGAGCGACAUGGUCUCCUGUGGUCGCUUGUACGUCCUCGGCAGACCCCAAGGCGUCGGGCUCGCCCUCGCGUCAUCCUCCACCACUUCCGUGAGAAGCCUAGCGAGGGCCCUCGCCACGAGCGCAUACUCGUUCUGUACGGAGGACUUGAGGUUGUCAAACUGGAACUCCUCGAGCCAGCGGAGCCACUGGGUGAGGAAACGCACGGAGCCCGCGUCGAUGAAGAGGUUGCGGUACGCCACGAGGUGCGGGAAGUGCGCAAUGGAGUGGACGAGGAGCUCCGCGUCCUGCCCACGAACAUACCGCGGGUGCGAGUACUUACAGCGACGAGCGGACGGCUGGGAAGUGUGAGUGGCGGGCGGGCGAGGGCGAGGGCGAGUGCCCACAGGCACAGGACGCGGCAACGUGCAGCAUGGCGCGCACGGCGACCGCGAGAACGCAGGGCCACUGCCCUGCGUGCAGGCACGGCCAACGAACGGCCGGACCACCGGACGAGCGGACGAGCGAGUGCGGGCGCGGGCGGCAGCAUCAUGAUACACACGGCCGACGAACGCGCGCAAUGCAAGCGGGGAGGCGGCGGGCGAGUCGGUGAACAUGCAAGUAGUACAUGGGUGACAGGUCGAGCAGCUACGAUACCUAAGGUUGAGAAGGUAUACACGGGCUCGCUCGAGCGCAGCGCCAUUGUUAAAGGGUCUUCAUGA
Fomitopsis serialis is the source of this 1083-nucleotide messenger RNA. RefSeq lists its product as uncharacterized. The coding region runs from base 1 to 1083 and encodes 360 amino acids. The transcript is spliced from 6 exons. NCBI's taxonomy places the organism in Eukaryota, Fungi, Basidiomycota, Agaricomycetes, Polyporales, Fomitopsidaceae. The record is from RefSeq and is a predicted model, not a curated record.